Molecule: messenger RNA, 1651 nt
Organism: Pelodiscus sinensis (Chinese soft-shelled turtle)
Lineage: Eukaryota; Metazoa; Chordata; Testudines; Trionychidae
Source: RefSeq, a predicted model, not a curated record
GCUGUUGCUGACCGGCGUGGAUGGACCGAGGGCGGCCGACCCCGCCUCGACCGGCACCACGGUGCGCAGGACAUGCCAGGCACGUGGGUUCUGACGGCCGGCGAGGGCAGGCUGAGGAGACCGGCUGUGACCAGGCCAGACCUGCUCAUUUUUAAAAAAUCCUUUUGAUUUUUAUUUGUUAAACUGAAAAAUAAACUGCACUGGGCGCUCGGUGCCGCUGCCAUGAACGGGCUGUCGGUGAGCGAGCUGUGCUGCCUCUUUUGCUGCCCGCCCUGCCCCAGCCGGAUAGCAGCCAAGCUGGCCUUUCUGCCCCCGGAGCCUACGUAUGCCAUCGUCCCCGAGCCGGAGCCCGCAGGCAGCGCCAGCACCACUUCCCUGAGAGGAGGCGCGGCAGGGCGAUGGAAGCUGCAUUUGACGGACCGGGCGGAUUUCCAGUACGCCCAGCGGGAGCUGGACACCAUCGAGGUGUUUCUAACCAAGAGCGGCCGUGGGAACCGGGUCGGCUGCAUGUAUAUCCGCUGUGUGCCCGGUGCCAGGUUCACGGUGCUCUUCUCCCACGGCAACGCUGUGGAUCUGGGCCAGAUGUGCAGCUUCUACAUUGGCCUAGGCACCCGUAUCAACUGCAACAUCUUCUCCUACGACUACUCGGGCUACGGCGUGAGCACGGGGAAGCCCUCGGAGAAGAAUCUCUACGCCGACAUCGACGCGGCCUGGCAGGCCCUGAGGACGAGGUACGGGAUCAGCCCAGAGAACAUCAUCCUGUACGGGCAGAGCAUCGGCACGGUGCCCACCGUGGACCUGGCCUCGCGCUACGAGUGUGCCGCCGUGGUGCUGCACUCGCCCCUCACCUCGGGCAUGCGGGUGGCCUUCCCCGACACUAAGAAGACGUACUGCUUUGACGCCUUCCCCAACAUCGAGAAGGUGUCCAGGAUCACAUCGCCCGUCCUCAUCAUCCACGGCACGGAAGACGAGGUCAUCGACUUCUCGCACGGCCUGGCGCUGUACGAGCGCUGCCCCAAGGCCGUGGAGCCCCUGUGGGUGGAGGGGGCGGGCCACAACGACAUUGAACUGUACAGCCAGUACCUCGAGCGCCUGCGGAAAUUCAUCUCCCAGGAACUGGCCAACCAGCGCAACUGAGCCCCCGGCGCCACCUCUUCCUCACGUCCGGAGCAGGGAUCGGGCCCUGCUGCUCCGCCAGAGGAGGGCGACCGGCCUCGCCUGCAGCUCACGCUGAGGCUGGCGAGCGGGAGGGUCCCGGCGCGUGCUCAGCUGUACAUUGUGUGGCCCAGCAUGGUGCUCCGGGCUUGGCCCGUCCGCCUCCCAGCCAGGCCCUGCAGACGGGACGUGCUGGGCGGAUCCCGUUUCAGCCUGGCCAGCCCGGCUAGAGUCCCCGUCUUGUCUUCACUGUGGGCUGGGGAAAGGCCCCCGGCUCCACCUUCCUGACUCCUGCGCCUCGGGCCCAGGCGGCUUUCAGUCCGUCUCCAGAGAUUGUGGGUUCUGGCCCCCGUCACGUCAAGAGUCGCCAGCAGCUCAGGAGCCCCCUUUGCCCAGCGUGCGGCCGUUCGGAUCCUGCCACCCAGCCGUCCCGGAGUCCCGGCCAUAGCCCGAGGCCUUUUCCUAGCAGGGAUCUGAUCACUGCAUGAGACACCUU